CGAAUUAUUUAAUAAUAUCUGUGACUCGACUCGACACGACUCACGACAGCGAAUGCGAAAUUUAAGCGAUCACGAUUACUUUCGUGUCACAGUUUCAUGUGUUUGUUUUCUUGUGAGCUUUGUUAAAAUUUGCUUCGUAACGUUAUUAUUAUAAUAUUACAAAUAAUGUCACUAAAUACGGCGCAUGCUGAUCAUGGAGUGUUGAUACAUGCCGGAGAAUGUAUCAUACUGUUCUCUGAUAAUGUGAACGUUGAAUUCUAUGGAAAUGACACAGCAGAAUUCAAAGGCACUAAAAAUGGACGCAUGUACCUUACAACUCACCGUUUGAUCUACAAUUCCAAGUCAAAUUCUGACCCAAUGAGAUCAUUCAGCUUUCCAUUUAUUGCUCUGGAAGAUGUCACUGUGGAGCAACCAAUGUUUUCAGCAAAUUUCAUUAAAGGCAAAGUAAGGGCACAACCCAAUGGCAAUUUUAUUGGAGAAGUGAAGUUCAAACUCACAUUCAAGUCUGGAGGAGCCAUAGAAUUUGGUACAGCUAUGUUGAAGGCUGCUCAUCUAGCGUCCCGUCACAACGCCGGGGGCUCUCCGCCGCCGUACACACCGCCGUCGGGCCCGUGGUACGCCGCGCCGCCGCCUGCCUACCAGCCGCCCGCGCAAGGAUACUAUGGAUGGGUGCCACCUUACACUGCCUUCCCGGACCAGCCGCCACCAAACUCCGUGUUUGUAUCGGACAACCCUCCGCCGUACCCCGGCGUCACUGGAGCGGCUUACCCCCCGGGCGCGGGCUUCUCUGGCGCCGCGACGGGUCAGUCCGGGGCCUUCGCCUCUAACGGCAUGGGGCCGCCGCCCGGCUACCCGGGCAACGCCAGCGCCCCCGGAUAUCCGGGCCACGGCGCCAUGCCCCCGGGGUAUCCGGGCGGAUUUGCCUCUGCACCACCGGGAGCCGCAGCUGGCAUGUCUUCUAGGGACGCAAAAGCGGCGGAGGCGGCGCAAAGCGCUUACUAUGAUCCAAAUCGACCUCAAACAGCCUACGUUCCGCCGCCAUAUGACCAGCCGCCGACUUAUCAAGAAUCUACGUCAAAGAAAGAAAACUGAAGCAUUGCCCACAUUUUCACAUGAUGCCGGACAAAGUUUAAAAUUAGCCGGGCUGCAAAUCUGUAAUAUUAAGUUUGUUUUUUUUUUGUUUAAAAUUAGCAACAUUCCUUUUUUGAUUUUUAUUUUAAUCACUUAUGUACCUAAGUGUCAUUAUUUUGAUUUAUGUAUGUAGUGUGACUGUACACAUAAUUGUGCAUACAAAGAACUGAUUGACAUGGCUUUAUAUGAUAGUGCAGUAAAGAUAAAAAGUUAUAUAGGUACCUAUACGAAUUUAAUGCACUAACUAAAAUAACAAAACAUAUACGUGCUAUGCAAGGAUUUUUGUUUUCUAGUGUGUAUAUAAGAUACCUAUCUUCUUUCCAAAUUGCAUUUUGAUUACAAAACAUUUGUUUUGAUGCAAUCAAGUUCACAUUACCCAUGUAUAUAAUUUUAUAAUUGUUAUGCCUUUUAAUACCAAAAGUAUUAUGUAUUUAUUUGUAGUUUCAGAAUUUUUAGUCCCUAGAAUGUUUGUUAUUGUCUAUAUGAUCGUUAUUAAUAAAGCGCUUACGUGAA
This is a messenger RNA of Amyelois transitella, 1644 nucleotides long. RefSeq names its product WW domain-binding protein 2 (gene Wbp2). Lineage: Eukaryota; Metazoa; Arthropoda; Insecta; Lepidoptera; Pyralidae. Gene Ontology annotation, cellular component: nucleus. The record is from RefSeq and is a predicted model, not a curated record. The transcript is spliced from 7 exons. Gene Ontology annotation, molecular function: ubiquitin binding; phosphatidylinositol-3-phosphate binding; transcription coactivator activity. Gene Ontology annotation, biological process: positive regulation of DNA-templated transcription. Bases 166 to 1092 code for a protein of 308 amino acids.